AUGUCUUUCUCGGCCAGUGUCUAUCUCUUGAUUCCAGUCUUGAUCCUUGGCCUCUGGCGACUGAGCACAGUCGGACGUCGCCCAGCGGGCUAUCCUCCUGGUCCACCGACCCUUCCUAUAAUCGGCAACCUGCACCAGAUCCCAAACCGAAAGCGCCAUAUUCAGUUCCAAAAAUGGGCCGAGGAGUAUGGCCCUAUAUACUCACUGAUACUAGGAAGAAAGGUCAUGAUAGUCCUAAACUCAGAUCAGACUGUUAAAGAUCUUGUAGAUAAGCGAGGUGGCAUCUAUUCAAGCCGACCAGAGUCAUACAUUGGUCAAGAUGUCCUUAGUGGAGGAUAUCGCAUAUUAUUUAUGGUAUAUGUCUAA
Molecule: messenger RNA, 366 nt
Organism: Fusarium musae
Lineage: Eukaryota; Fungi; Ascomycota; Sordariomycetes; Hypocreales; Nectriaceae
Exons: 1
Coding region: 1-366 (121 amino acids)
Molecular function (GO): monooxygenase activity; oxidoreductase activity, acting on paired donors, with incorporation or reduction of molecular oxygen; heme binding
Source: RefSeq, a predicted model, not a curated record